Messenger RNA from Aspergillus eucalypticola CBS 122712, 861 nucleotides. RefSeq names its product cytochrome c oxidase subunit IV family protein. NCBI's taxonomy places the organism in Eukaryota, Fungi, Ascomycota, Eurotiomycetes, Eurotiales, Aspergillaceae. The transcript has 3 exons. Gene Ontology annotation, biological process: mitochondrial electron transport, cytochrome c to oxygen. The coding region runs from base 7 to 600 and encodes 197 amino acids. The record is from RefSeq and is a predicted model, not a curated record.
CACACAAUGUUCCUUCGUUCCGUUACUCGCGCUGCUGCUCGCAGCUCGGCUGUGCCCACCACGGGCCUGCGCUCCUACCGCACCGUUUCGGGCCCAAUGGCUUGCCUGAACGCUCGUCCUCAGACUGAGAAGAAGUCUAUCGCUCCCCAGCAGACCCGCGCCGCCUCCGAGCAUGCCAUCUCGAAUCCCACACUCGCCGGUAUUGAGAAGCGCUGGGAGGCCAUGCCCCCUCAGGAGCAGGCCGAGCUGUGGAUGCAGCUGAGGGACCGCAUGAAGGUCGACUGGCACCAGAUGACCCUCCAGGAGAAGAAGGCCGCCUACUGGAUCUCCUUCGGACCCCACGGCCCUCGCUCUGUGCCCCCCAAGGGCGAGAACCUCAAGAUCUUCUUCAAGGUCGCCCAGCUCACCCUUGUCAGCUUUGGUCUCUUCUACAUCAUCCACAUGUUCGCCAAGCCCCAGCCCAAGACCAUGACCAAGGAGUGGCAGGAGGCCUCCAACGAGUAUGCUAAGCAAGAGAACAUCAACCCUAUCUACGGUAUCAGCUCCGUGGGUUACGAGGGCAAGGGCUUCGUCCAGAGCCCCCCUGCUGAGAAGCAAUAGAUUGCCUCCACCCCUCGGUAGGAACAGGUAUAACGACGGGGUGUGCAGUGGAUGGGCAGUGUUGGGCUACAGGAAUGAACUGCUGCCUCCCACCGCACGACCUUUGAUGACGCCGGUUCUGUGCCCAUCAAUUUUGGACACGAUCCUUCGCCUCUGUUCUACUUGUUUGUCAAUGUUAGCCCAAAAAGACCUCUGUAUCUCGUACUGUGCAAUAAUCAAUCAUCUCCUUUGUAGCCAUAGAAAGAUCAGACUGCAGGUUCU